This is a messenger RNA of Trypanosoma conorhini, 1767 nucleotides long. RefSeq names its product RNA guanylyltransferase. NCBI's taxonomy places the organism in Eukaryota, Euglenozoa, Kinetoplastea, Trypanosomatida, Trypanosomatidae. The transcript has a single exon. The record is from RefSeq and is a predicted model, not a curated record. Gene Ontology annotation, biological process: 7-methylguanosine mRNA capping. The coding region runs from base 1 to 1767 and encodes 588 amino acids. Gene Ontology annotation, molecular function: ATP binding; mRNA guanylyltransferase activity.
AUGUCAAGCUUUAACCCCGAUGCACCUGUGUUUAUACCGACGUUCCUUCGUCAGUCCGUGAGCAAUGGCAUGGGGGCCGAAGAGGGUGGUUGCGCGCCGUCGGCCCCACAUCGUGAGCGCCCCCUCGUGUUCCUCAUCUUUGGCUGUCGCGGGGCGGGGAAGACGACACAAAGUGAGCGCCUCGCGAAGGAGCACAACCUGCUGCGGAUCUCCUCGGGCAACAUCUAUAUUGAGGGGAAGCAGCCUUUUGUCGAGCUACGAAGAAUACUAUUAGAGGAGUUUGGUGAGGGGAAGGAACGCCGCUUCAAUGGCGUUGUGCUCGACCGCUUUGUUGCGAACAGCGAGUUUGACGCCUUCUACAUUCAGUCCGCCCUGGAUGCCGUGAAACUUCCGGUUCCGUUCGUGUUUGUACUCGCCAUUGAUCCGGCGUUGGCGGCGGAACGGGCGGGCUUGCGUGGGGAUAAUAAGGUUGCCCACCAGCAUUGGCGCGCGAUUGAGCAAAAGGCGCAGGCCGUCACUGCAAACACCGUCUACGCCCCGAUUGGGUGCUUAAAGACUAUCCGCGUCACGAAGGAGCGCACAGCCGAGGAUGUCUUUGCGGAGAUCGAAUCCACCAUUCAAACGCAACUGCCGGCGAAUCCUGAAAGCAUCAAACUUCGUCCCGCGGCCCGCCGUGAGGCGAAGGGAAUGAAGUUGAUCGAUAAUUAUGAAACCUACAUCGAGCUUGUGGUGGAUGUUCAUGCGGCCGUGGGAAAUGUUUCAGGACGAAAAGACACGGCCCCCUUAUCCACCAUUGGUGCUUACCUGGAUAAGGAGUACUUCUCAUUUGGUCACAAAAAUCUGCGCUCUUUGUUGUCAACGUUUCACGUUACCCUAAAGGCGGAUGGGCAACGAUAUUUGUUUGUGAAGCACAAACGCUACGGCUACAUUGGAUUUCCUGCCGCGUUCACGCAUUGCUAUGAUGUAAACAAGCUGUUUGAGGGGGUUGAGCUGAGCUGUGAGGUUUCGCCGGAGGCACAAAAAUUCAUCACAGAUAAGCAGCAUGACCGGCCGGUGGAAAUACUAUUUGACACGGAGCUGGUGAUCCAUGAGGGUAACCCCGUGUUUUACGUUCUGGACUAUUUGUACUUGGGCGGUUUGGAGGGGAAGCAAAUGCGGUUUGAAUCCCGUCUAAAAGUCCUUCGGGACUUCUUUGGUCGUCUGGCGCCGGUCACGCAGGUCAUUGCCUUAAAGGACUAUGUUCCCAUCAACAUGUUGCGAACGCUUGUGCCCAAGUGGGAGGAGGCACACAUUCCUAUAGAUGGUUUGGUGUUUCAGCACGGUGACGUUUACAAGAUCGGGCGUGACAAGUUUCUUGUGAAGUGGAAGCCCGUCGAGCACUGCACCGUGGAUUUUCGUCUGGCGAAUGGGGUGCUGGAAGGGGACCAGUGGAACUUCGAACUCAUGGUGACGGACGACAUCUCGGGAAACGGUGGGUUUGGCGAGAUUCCGUACGAAGGUGCCAGCACCACCAUUCCAGCGGCGGUAGUGGAGGAAAAUCACCUGUGCAACGGCAUAAUUGUGGAAUUGGCGCUGCUGCGUGGGCAGGGGGCGACGGAGGGAGAAAAAUCCCCUGCAGCAACACGGUGGUCCUUUAGGGGCGUGCGCAACGACAAGCCUUCUCCGAAUAAGUACAGUAUUGUUAAAAAGAUUGUGGAGCUGAAGCACUUGAGUCUGGAGGAGCUCGUUGAGUUGACUGAGAGGGUUCCUUUUUACGGAUCCACCUGA